AAACACACCAUGUUCUAUUCCGAGACCCUUUUGUCGAAAACCGGGCCGUUGGCUCGCGUUUGGUUGUCGGCUAAUAUCGAACGCAAACUUUCAAAGUCGCAUAUCCUGCAAUCGGAUAUUGAGAGCAGUGUCAAUGCUAUUGUUGAUCAGGGUCAAGCCCCUAUGGCUCUGCGAUUAAGUGGUCAAUUGCUGUUGGGUGUGGUUCGAAUUUAUAGCCGCAAGGCUCGCUACCUCCUCGACGAUUGCAAUGAAGCUCUGAUGAAAAUUAAAAUGGCUUUCCGUCUCACAAACAACAAUGAUUUGACUUCGACUGUCGUCGCUCCAGGUGGCAUUACUCUUCCCGACGUUCUCACUGAAUCUGAUCUUUUCACCAACCUUGAUACGUCUCUGCUCUUCCCUCAAACUCUAGAUCUGGAGCCUGCUGGCAAGCGCCCUGGUGGCAUGGAUUUUGGAAGCCAAUUCCUCCCAGACAGCAGCUUCCGCCGCUCUGUUUCUCAGGAACCCGCACGCCUUGAAGACCCUUCCCUUGUUGAUCUUAACUUCAGCGACGAUGAAUUGCCCCUUGGAAAUGACCCGACUAUGGAAAUUGGUCGAGAUGCUCCCGCGCCUCGUCCCGUAGGGGAUGAUCUGUUCAAUGACGCUGGAAAAUUCAACGACGACGACGAUCUCGGACUGGACCUUGGAGAUGAUGAGGCUCUCGACAAGAUGGACCUUGGCGAUGAUGUCCAUGACAACCUGAACGACCUACUGCCAGAUGGUCCCAUGGACUUCAACAACGAUAACGACUUUGGUGGUGGCGAGACGCCCCGUGCUGCUGAAAACCGAUUCGAACGUGACUCCGAAAGCCCCCUUUCCGAUGCUGGAUCCGAUCAGAUAAAUCAGCUGGAAGAGGAAAUUAACAGAGAUGUAUCUGCAACCCCUGAUGCCGUUAGCGCCCACCAGGGUCAACGCACCAAGCGCCAGAAGCUUAUGGGACUCGACAAACAAGUUGCGAUCUCCAGCUCCAAGAUCAAGGACCAGCAAAAUGACCGCUCUUCGAUUUUGAAGCCCGCAUCAUUCUUGCCACGCGACCCCGUCCUGCUCACUCUGAUGACCAGACAGCAGAAUGGCAACUUUGUGUCUAGUGUAUUUGGUGAGGACCGUGGACGCGGAUGGGCACCCGAGCUGCGCGGCAUGCUCUCUUUAGAUUCCGUCAAGAAAGCCGGUGAGCUGAAGCGCAAGCGCGAUAGUGGCAUUUCCGAUAUGGAUGUGGCUGCCGUCGACGUUCCUGCCCUGGAUCUUGGUGACGAGGAAGCCAUGGUCCCGAUUGACGAGGGUAUCGCUCUCGAUACCACUAUGAACCAGCGCUCUGAGAUUGAAUUCCCUGGAGAUGACGAAGAUGUAUUGCACUUGAAUGAGGACGACGGUAACAACCAGCCCAUGGAUGAGCUGGAUGAUACUAUUGCGCACCCCGUCGAUACCGAACCGGUCUCAAUGGGCACCAAGCACGCUGUGCACAUUCUCCGCGAGAAGCUUGGUAGCCCAGCCACCCAGCAGGAGAAGAGCGUUUUGUUCCAGGAGCUCCUUCCCGAGCAGCGGUCCAGCAAGGCCGAUGCUACCAAAAUGUUUUUCGAAAUCUUGGUGCUGGCCACGAAAGAUGCUGUCAAGGUUGACCAGGGCGCCAAGUCUAUUGGUGGUCCUCUCAAAGUCACUGGAAAGCAGGCACUCUGGGGUUCUUGGGCCGAGGAAAACGCUUCUGGUGCCAUGAGCCAGCUCAGCCAGGCUCUUUAG
Messenger RNA from Penicillium psychrosexuale, 1770 nucleotides. RefSeq names its product kleisin alpha. NCBI's taxonomy places the organism in Eukaryota, Fungi, Ascomycota, Eurotiomycetes, Eurotiales, Aspergillaceae. The transcript is spliced from 2 exons. Gene Ontology annotation, molecular function: chromatin binding; protein binding. Gene Ontology annotation, biological process: mitotic sister chromatid cohesion; synaptonemal complex assembly; replication-born double-strand break repair via sister chromatid exchange. Bases 10 to 1770 code for a protein of 586 amino acids. Gene Ontology annotation, cellular component: cohesin complex; synaptonemal complex. The record is from RefSeq and is a predicted model, not a curated record.